GUUCUCUAGACACCCAGCGGCUGAUCUUGGGGUUGUGUCCCUGUAUCUGGCCCCGAGGCUAAGCGUCCAAUGCUCCUGGGAUCCACAUUCUCCUCCUCCAUGCACAGACAUCCCAGCGGGGAGGGGGCUGCACGCACACAAACAUACGCUGCCAUUCAUACACGGGCUGCCCUGUGUCUUUUACUGACGCUCGUCAUGACUAAGUUUUGUAAAAUAAUUACACAUUUCUAAUCAUUUGAUCUGCCAACAACUGAAAGAUCCAUUUUAUUCCAUAAAUUAUUGGCAUCUUGGGUUCAUAAACCAAGAGGAAAUUCCACCUGUUUAUUUAUAUUCUUCUGGUAAUUUAUCUCUGACUGCUUCUAUCUAAAUGGACAACUUCCUGUUUCCAGACUCAUUUGCCUGGGGAGCAUCAACUGCUGCAUAUCAAGUUGAAGGAGGAUGGAAUGCAGAUGGGAAAGGCCUCAGUAUCUGGGAUACAUUCACUCAUCAGGGAGGAGAUCGAGUUUUUAAGAACCAGACUGGAGAUAUAGCUUGUAGCAGCUACACUCUGUGGGAAGAAGAUUUGAAAUGCAUCAAACAGCUUGGAUUGACUCAUUACCGCUUCUCUCUUUCCUGGUCACGUCUGUUACCUGAUGGGACAACAGGUUUUAUCAACCAGAAAGGUAUUGACUAUUACAACAAGAUGAUUGACAGCCUUUUGGAAAAUAAUGUCAUUCCAGUGGUGACACUGUAUCACUUUGAUAUGCCUCAAGCUAUAGAAGAUCAAGGAGGUUGGAAAUCUUACGAAACAGUUGAAAUCUUUGAGCAAUACUCACAAUUUUGUUUUGAAACUUUUGGGGAUAGAGUUAAACUCUGGAUUACUAUUAAUGAGCCAUGUAUGGUUGCCAAACAUGGCUAUGAAGAUGGCUUGUUUGCACCGGGUGUAAAGGAGCCAGGUGUUGGAGUUUAUGUAUCUGCUCAUAACAUGUUGAAAGCACAUGCAAGAGCCUGGCAUAACUAUAACAUAUUAUUCAGAAACAAGCAGAAAGGACUUGUUUCUAUAGCUCUUAAUUCAGAUUGGGCAGAACCUUUUUAUCAAGACUCUGAUACGCAUAAGGAAGCUACUGAACGAUAUCUAGCGUUUGAGCUCAAUUGGUUUGCAAAUCCAAUAUUUGUUGAUGGAGAUUAUCCAGCUAUAAUGAAAUCUGAAAUUGCAAAGAAAAGUAAAAAUCAAGGUUUGAAAGCAUCCCGGCUCCCCAAAUUCACAGAAGAUGAAAAGGCAAUGAUGAAAGGCACGGCUGAUUUUUUUUGCUUAAACUAUUAUACAACUAGAAAAAUAAAGCCAUACAUAAGGAAGGUUGAAAAAGUGAGUUAUAAAGCGGAUAUGUCAGCAGAAGGUAUAAAGGAUCCAGAGUGGCCUGAAUCUGGUGUUGAGUGGUUGGCUGUGGUUCCGUGGGGCCUUCGAAAGCUACUAAAAUAUGUUAAGGAUUCCUUUGGCAACCCAGUCAUUUACAUAACUGAAAAUGGAUUUGCCCAGAAUUAUUCUGCACCACUCGAAGAUAAGCAGAGAUGGUUAUAUUUUCAAGAGACAUUGAUGGAAAUUUUAAAAGCAAUCAAGUUGGAUGGAGUCGAUCUUAAAGGAUAUUUUGUUUGGUCUCUUCUUGACAACUUUGAGUGGGCAAGUGGCUACAGUGUGAGGUUUGGGCUCUUCCAUGUGGAUUUUGAAAAUACCAACCUUCCGAGGACCCCUUAUUUUUCAGCGAUUCAAUAUGAACAGGUUGUGAAGAGAAAUGGAUUGGCAAAUUCAGUUGAUUCUGUUUAAUAUUCCAUUAAUACUUUAUAUGGCAAAAGUAGAAUUUUUUCAAACAAAUGUAACACAUCAGGUUAUUUUAAAUCAGACUGAGGUUAAUAAAGUGUAUUUGUAUCUAU
Messenger RNA from Bombina bombina (fire-bellied toad), 1908 nucleotides. Its product is annotated as cytosolic beta-glucosidase. The transcript is spliced from 6 exons. Gene Ontology annotation, molecular function: hydrolase activity, hydrolyzing O-glycosyl compounds. Gene Ontology annotation, biological process: carbohydrate metabolic process. Bases 368 to 1801 code for a protein of 477 amino acids. The record is from RefSeq and is a predicted model, not a curated record. Lineage: Eukaryota; Metazoa; Chordata; Amphibia; Anura; Bombinatoridae.